Molecule: messenger RNA, 5189 nt
Organism: Pomacea canaliculata
Lineage: Eukaryota; Metazoa; Mollusca; Gastropoda; Architaenioglossa; Ampullariidae
Product: penicillin-binding protein 4-like
Exons: 5
Coding region: 2062-3783 (573 amino acids)
Source: RefSeq, a predicted model, not a curated record
ACGCCUCAAUUUUGGAAGUUAGUUCUGGGGUGAACACCUUGCCAUCCGCGGUGGUCCACAAGGUGAGGCUACAGAGACACAGUAGUGUCAGGACAGUCGACAUUGUGUCUGGUCCGGACUGUCACACUAUCUUCCUUGAACGAGAAAUGUCUAUCUUUAUAUCUCUACUGAGAUCUGGAUUUAUAACAGAUCUUCCUCUUUGCAGUUCAUCGACCGGUCGACAAGAGAUUUAGAAGCUUUUGAAGAUCCACUGCGUAACUAGCAUCCCACAUCACUUGACAUAUUAGGACAUUCAACUUAAGAAGUGUUAUAUCACUAGAUGUGAAUUCCUUCUGACACAACAAACCUCUUCAGCUUAUCAGGAUGAUAAGGCUGUGAGUCACAUUUGUAUCGCACGAUACAGCAGUCGAUUGUCAAGGAAUGAUUGAAGAUUCACUUUCCCCUUGCUGUAUUUCUCACUUUUUGUUUGCCUGUCUAUUUAUUUGAGCUGCAUAUGAAUAUCAUUAUAGAUAAUUGAUUCGUCCUGUUAGUUGACCCUGUUGUGGACCGAGCCCAAGUGUCUACAGCUGCCGAGGGCGACAUCCUGCCAGCGAGUUCCAGACAAAGAGACUAUUGGUUCGCUUAUCAUGUCAUCACCGAAGUGGCCAGCGGCUCCUGGCCACAGACUAGUGACUGUCCGAAGUCAGUAAAAAAGUCAAUGUAUUGGAGAUGCGACUAGCAGGAGACAAAGGCAGCCUCAGUAACCGAUAAACAUCACCAGGCCAAGGUAAUAGUGACACACAUACACGUCUGUAAAUCUUGUGCGUUUUUUCUGGCUGAGAAGAGUUUGACCUCCUAAGGUUUAUAGGUGAAAUCCGACUGUCUCAGGUCUACAUAGACAAACAUAAUCGGAAUUUCUCUGCUGUUCAAAGAAUUCGAUAUAUAACUCAGAGGAAGAGACUUCCCUUUUGUUCGCUCCUGGGCAUGCACGCGUGCACACACACACACACACAAUGGAAGAAAAUGAUGGAGAGAUGGGUCCAACUGAAGAUAACAGCCGUUUCGAAUUGCCUGUUUUAAUUCUCAGCAAACCCCGCGGAGGUCAGUGGGUCUACAGAAAUUCUAGUCACGAACUUUUUAUCCAUACACAUAUUGGAUGAACGUCUGUCCAAGUUUAGUCAAGUUUGUUUAUGACCAUCACAUCGGGUUAUAAAAGGUUCUAAACGGACUGUUGACCAGGGCCACCUGGUCCGGUCAGUCCUGUCGCCGACGUGAAAUACCAGCCAAGCCAGUUUUACUUUGCACAUUAUCUCCACAAAGUCAUUAGUUGCUAAAUUCAUGUAUUUUCUGUGAGUUUAUUUUAUACUAAAUUUUCUUGAAAAUACUGCAUCUUUUCAAAACCUAUACACAUUGAAAUACAUAUAAGUAGCUAAAUGUAUGUGACUACGCUUGAGUACAUCACAAACGAAGGACUUGUGACUUCGCUCUGGUUUUCAAGUGUUUGUUCUCUUCCUUCCUCCCAACCACCCCCACCCGACACAGCUCACCUCUAGUACAUUGUUUUGUUACCUCCCCUGCUACAUGGCUGAGGCAUUCUUUGUUAUUGACAGACACUACAGCGAACGUUGGCCUACCAACCCCAUAUAAAAGUACGUUGAGGAUGUCUUAAACACUUCUCUGUGCUCUUCUUCAACUUGCUUCAGUGACCCUGGCAGGGUGAAAAUCGUAAAGCCGACUUUUUAAAUAUUUUCAUUGUGGAGGUAUGUCAAUAAGUCUUCAACGACAAGCAAAGUACCCUUUGGACGUAGCAGUUCCUUUUUAAGAAAGAUUUAUUAUCUGCAUGUAACCUUGCUUACAAACUGAAGUUAAUGCUGACCGAAGUAGAUGCACUUUUAUCUUCGUUCUUCGUGUAAAGAAAUAAAUAAAUACACCAUAUUAGGAAGAUGCACAGUGAUGUCUCUCAUCUCAUCCUAAGCAGUGACUGAGCCACCGACGGUGGUCUUCUCAAGACUCAUUUUGGAAGGGAUCCAAAACUAAAAGACAAAGUUCGUGAAAGCCUCAAGCUGCCAACGACAAAAGACAAUGACUACGUUCGCUACACUAAUGUUUCUCUGUACCCUGACUUUGUGCACCCCAACCAGCGGCAAGGUGUUCACCCCAGAACUGACUUCAAAAAUUGAACAGUUCGUUCAGAACCUCAUCCAAUGUCGCGAAGUCGUCGGCCUCUCGUUGGCCGUCGUCAAGGGCAACGAGACCUGGGCUCGGGGGUUUGGCGUUGCCGACAAAGCUUCUGGACGACCUGUCAACUCCUCCACGUUGUUUGGCAUCGGCUCGGUGACCAAAGCCUUCGCUUCCGCCAUCUUGACCAUGUUGAUUGACGACAGCCGGGGGAAGUACACAUGGGAGACUCCGCUGAAGAACAUCCUCGGCAAGGACUUCCAGCUAGAAGACGAGUUUCUAUCCAGUCACGUGACGAUCAAGGAUGUGCUUUUACACAGAACUGGCCUGGCCACCUCCAGCAUGGCGUUCAUUGCGGGUUUCCCGGCAGCGUUUACGAGAGAAGAGCUUAUCCGUCGAUUUCAAUUUCUGCCUGUGGUGGGUUUAUUUCGUGACGAGUGGAACUACAACAACUGGAUGUACGCCUUGGCUGGGAGGGUGGCGGAAGUGAUGGGCGGAGCAUCCUGGGAGGAGCUUCUCCAACAACGCAUCUUUCAGCCUUUGCAGAUGAAUGACAGCCGGGUCAUCGGGUACAAUGUUGAGGUGGAUGCUGACAACUUCGCCUUGCCUUAUGUCCGUCUUGGUGAUGCGUUGGUGAUGUCAGACCCAGUAAUUUACAAACUCACCCCAGCAGAGGCAGCUGGAUCCAUUGCCUCCUCAGCAGACGACAUGGCGAAGUGGAUGGCUAUGCACUUACAAGGAGUGACGUCACAGGGGGACACGAUUUUGACUCGUUCAACACUCCAAGCUAUGUACUCACCACAUAUCAUCCUCUCUCCUGACACGUUAAGCAGCGAUUACGUCACGAGGCCUCACUUCCCAGUGACCUUUAACUCCUAUGGCUAUGGCUAUGCUUGGUUCGUCGCUUCUUACAGAGGUUACUCCGUGGUCUGGCACACGGGGAGUUUAUUCAGCUACACCACGUUUCUGAUGCUGAUGGAAGACGCUGGACUGGGCAUCUUCAUCAGCACCAACAGCGGUGACAGCGGAACUGAGAACUUUACUUUAGAAGAACUGUUCUUUUACAUUACAGACCUGUUCCUGGGAGAAGAGCCUUGGCUUAAUAUCUCCAAUGCUUGCCAAUAUCCUGCACCUUGGUUAAACACCACAGGUUGGACAUCUUCCAAUCAUACGCCGAUCCUCCCAGGGGGGAUUUCAAAGUCUGGAGACUUUGUGGGAGAAUAUGGAAACAAGCUAUUCGGAGAAAUCGCCAUCAUGCUGAAUGGCGGCAAGGAGUUGCUGGUCAGAUACAAUCGUAUUACAGGCAAGCUUUACAGAACAAAUGUGGAUCACAUUCUCAUGAUGGAGAUGGAUGGUCCACUGGCGUUUUUGAGUCGAACAGCAAGAGGACUGCGGUAUUUUAACAUGACAUUCGCUAGGGCAGAUGAGAGAGGAAGGUAUCAAGAUCUCCUGGUUAGUGCCCCGUCUUUGCUCGGCACGGAUGUGUUAGUUUAUAAAAGGGGAGUGAAGACUUUCGAGCCUCCAGGUGGUGAUGUAAGUGAAAGUUCCACGAUGUCCAUUAUUGUUGGGUCUGUUUUUAUUCUACAAAGUAUGUUGGUGAAUAUUCUAACUAGGCAAUGCCUCUGAAAUCUGUUUAAAGAUGUAUAUCAGUAGAGUUUAAUAACAAGGAUAAUCAUUAUAUUUUAUCAGUAAUCAUUACACUUUAACGGCAGCCUCUACCAGAUAGUAAAUUGUAAUAAUAUAUGUAAGAUGUUGCACAGUAAAUUAAAUAAAUUAUACUUUCUGAGGAUAAAAACUUUGAAAAAUGUAUUUGAUGUAUUCAUCUUCCUGACCAAAAAUUUCAUGAAAGGACAUGAAUUAUGUAUUAAUUUCGUCUCAUUCAUUUCGUGUUUUAACGGGAUUUUGCUUGCAAAGUUUAAGUUUUAAGAAGAUUCGUUUAAGGGCGCUAAAAUGUCUUUGAAUUUUGAGCAUUUCAUUGUCCAUUUUGGGGAUUAUAGAGGCACUAAUAUUUCUAGAUUCAUUUAUCAAAACAUCGAAUUUAGCGGGACUACGUGUUAAAAGCUGCUACUAUGAAAUAUUACUUUGCCUGCAUUUUUUAUUUAUAAUAUAGUAUACUUUCAUUUUCUGCAAUAUCUGAAGUAUAUUGAAAACAGAAAUUUCAGCUUAUUGUUAUUUACUUAUUUAUUAUGUAGUUGUGGUUUUUUUUAAGUUAUUCUACCUUACUUGUAAAUGUAGUCUGAACAGUAUUGUCCACAUCUGGUAUCAAGCAGAGGGAUUCAGUUUCUUUUUGUGAUCAACAAAUAGUCAGGAAAGCUUCCAGGAUUUUGUCAAUACCUUAAUAUGAACUAACGGAAGAAUUUAUGUUAUUAUUUCAGGUAAAGGUAAUGCUAUGCCUGCAUAUAGAAGCAAUAAGCACCUGAAAUCGUUUGUGCCAUCUGCUGUCCAGUUGCUCAAUCACAGAUGAAUUGUCAGUGGUGUGUGUGAUGUAAGUGUGCAUAUGAAUGAUCUAGAUUCUAGGUGAAAUAUUUUUUCCUUUAGAUUUUCAUGCAAGAACAUCUGAGGGCCCUCCACGUGGCAAGAGACAUUCGUGAUUAGUGUGUAGAGAUAAGUGACGGGUGUGUGUCCGAACUAGUAUAUUGUGUUGUGUGCAGUACUUAAGUUAGUUACUCGCGAGACCCGGAUUAGUGAUAGGGAUUUGAAAAGGGACUUCGAAAUGUCAAAACCAUCAGAUGGACUUUUUACAUUUUCCUGUACAAAUAAGAAAGACUUUCAGGACUUAUUUUGAAUUUAUUUUGUUCCAUUACACACACUUGGGCCUUCAUUCUUACAUGUAUCUUUCAGUACACUCUACCCCUUAAUAACUUUAUAUCCAUGUGUGCUGUCAUCACAAAGAGAAGAAAGAGGAACAAAAUAAGCAAAGGAGAUCCCCGUGGAUUUAUUUGUAACACUAAAAUCUUUGGUGGUUUUGAACACGUCAACUACUUGAUUAGAACACUACGAUUAAACUAUCUAAUAAAAGUUUCCUGAAAUCA